This is a messenger RNA of Chironomus riparius, 1102 nucleotides long. NCBI's taxonomy places the organism in Eukaryota, Metazoa, Arthropoda, Insecta, Diptera, Chironomidae. The record is from the annotation of a GenBank genome assembly.
GGAUUAAAUAGACAUGAAAUUGCAUUAACAUAAAUAUAAAUGAGCAAGGAAAGAAAAAUUUUCCCAUUCAGAGAAUAAAGCAGAAGCAAAAUAAAAGAGAGCGAGCUACGCCAACAUAUAAAGAUAACAUAAUUAUGGAAAAUUUUAAUAUCAAAGGAAUUUUAUCGUUUAAAACAUGCUGUGUGAUGUGCAUUUUAAUUUCAUUUCUACCAAAUACGAGAACUCUUCAUAUAACCAACAUCAUCGUGCCGCCAUUUGUCGACGUGCGAGAUGUGGUAACGCUUUCAUGUAGUUACAACAUAGGAACGCAAAAGCUCAAUUCAGUGAAAUGGUACAAGAACGAUAAAGAAUUUUACAGAUAUGCACCGCUGAUGCCAACAAAGCAGAAUAUGAUAUUUAAUUUGGAAGGUGUGCACAUUACUACAGAUCAUGUCUGUAAUGAGAAAUUUUGUACAAUACAUCUUGAUAAUUUAAAUAAUGAGUCGACUGGUGCCUAUCGAUGUGAAGUUAGUGGAGAUGCUCCAGAAUUUCAGCUGUCGCAUGAAACGAGCAAUAUGACUGUUGCGGCGCUUCCACAACACAAUCCAAAAAUAGAAGGAAUCGAGCGGAAUUACUAUGAAGGUGACUUUCUGUUCGGAAACUGCACGUCAGACUUCUCAUAUCCACCUCCAAUAAUGAGUUGGUAUAUCAACGAUCAAAAAGCUGAUUCAAAUCUUCUGCAACCUUUUCAAGAGUCAACUGUCGAUGCUUAUGGCUUCAAAUUAUAUCAACGUAGUUUAGAAAUCCGUUUUCGUAUAGAUAAAAGAAUCAAUCCGUUCAUCACCGAUGGCAAAGUCCAUAUGAGAUGUGUUGCACAAAUUCGACAAAUGCCGUCGCAAAUUCGUGAAUCUGAACACAUUUUCUAUGUCUCAUCGUGGGAUGAAUUGCGCAAUCAAAAGUUAAUUAAUUGGAAGAGUUCAGCACACAAUUUGAAGAUUACAACAGCUAAAAGCAUACUGAUGUACAUUCUUCUUCCAAUCUGUUAUUUCAUAGCUGGCAGCAAAAUGCUUCUUCAAACAAUCAAAAGCUGAUAAGCAAAUAUUGUAAGUAAAUUAUAGAAAUG